Messenger RNA from Prorocentrum cordatum, 969 nucleotides. The record is from the annotation of a GenBank genome assembly. NCBI's taxonomy places the organism in Eukaryota, Dinophyceae, Prorocentrales, Prorocentraceae.
AUGGCAGCGGGCGCUGGCGCUACUCAGCGAAAUGGUGGGCGCGAAGGUGGAGGCCAAUUACAUCAGCUACAGCGCUGGUAUCUCCGCGUGCGAGAAAGGCGAGCAGUGGCAGCGGGCUUUGGCGUUGCUCAGCGCAAUGUUGGAGGCGAAAUUGGAGCCCGACGCUAUCAGCUACAGCGCUGGUAUCAGCGCGUGCGGGAAAGGUGGGCGGUGGCAGUACUCUCUGGCGCUACUCUGCGAUAUGUGGGAGGAGACAGUGGAUGCGAACAGCAUCUGCUACAGCGCUGGGAUCAGCGCGUGUGGGAACGGCGAGCAGUGGCAGCAGGCUCUGGCAUUACUCAGCGAAAUGGUGGACGCAAAAGUAGAGCCCGACCUCUAGUCGCUUACAAUGCUGGGAUCAGCGCGUGCCAAAAAGGCGCGCAGUGGCAGCAGGCUUUCCUCCUGCUCAGCGAUAUGUGGGAGGCGAAAUUGGAGCCCAACAUCAUCAGCUACAAUGCUGGGAUCAGCGCGUGCGAGAAGGCCAAGCAAUGGCAGCAGGUUUUCCUGCUGCUCAGUGAGAUGUGGAAAGCGAAAUUGGAUCCGGACGUCAUCAGCUACUCCGCUGGGAUCAGCGCGUGCGAGAAAGGCGAGCAGUGGGAGAGGGCCGUGUCGCUGCUCAGCGAGAUGUGGGAGGCGAAGCUGGCACCCGAAGUGAUCAGCUACAACGCUGGGAUCAGCGCGUGCGAGAAAUGUGGAGCGUGGCAGCAGGUACUUCUGCUGUUCAGCCAGAUGUUUGAGGCGAAGUUGGAGGCUGAUGUCAGCUACAACGCCGGGAUAAGCGCGUUUGGGAAAGGCGGGCAGUGGCAGCGGGCGAUUGCGCUGCUCAGAGAGAUGUUGGAGGCGACGGUGGAGGCUCACAUCAUCUCAGCUACAGCGCUGGGAUCAGCGCGUGUGGGAAAGGCGGGCAGUGGGAACAUGCUCUCGUUUUGA